Oxyura jamaicensis (ruddy duck) is the source of this 3305-nucleotide messenger RNA. RefSeq names its product fibroblast growth factor 14 (gene FGF14). NCBI's taxonomy places the organism in Eukaryota, Metazoa, Chordata, Aves, Anseriformes, Anatidae. Gene Ontology annotation, cellular component: cytoplasm. Gene Ontology annotation, molecular function: growth factor activity; fibroblast growth factor receptor binding. Gene Ontology annotation, biological process: positive regulation of gene expression; cell differentiation; regulation of cell migration. The record is from RefSeq and is a predicted model, not a curated record. The transcript has 5 exons. Bases 822 to 1565 code for a protein of 247 amino acids.
GCUGGCGUGAAGGUGUGCGUUUUUGCGAGGGUGUCUGGGGGAGCACCCCGGAGAGCUAAAGGAGGAGUAGCGGCUGCUGGUGGGGGAUCCGGUGGGAACUCACUGUUGCCCACAAGAAAAAGGCGUCAACGACACCCCCCGCCUCUCGGCCCUUUUUCUUUAUUCUCCUGCUUUCCUCCCGUCCCUCCUCCACGCUCUUUACCCUCGCCGCCCCUCGGCUCGGGAGGACAAAAAAGCUCCAGCGGUGCGUGUGUGUGCGGUGUGUGUGCGUGUGCGUGUGUAGGGAGGCUGGAGCGGGGUGGGACUGAAGAGCUGUGAUUACAGCUCUCGCAGGAGAAAGAGAUUGCUCUCUCCAGAUGCUGAUUUCCGAAGCACUUGGCAAUCAUCAGGCGGGAGCCUGCACGAGGCGGCGGCGGUAGCCGCCCGGAGCCGCUCCGAUGGCAGCGGCGGGCGAGCGGGCGGCGGCAGCGCGGGGUUGAGAGGGGGCAACCGGGGCGGGGGGAGACGAAGCCCCCGGCCCGAGCGGGGCUCCGCGGAGCGCUGCUCUGCCCCGAGCCCGCCUCGCUCCGCGCCCCUCCGCGCCCCUCCGCCCGCAGCCGCCGGGGCAGGGCGGCGGGGCUCCCAUGCGGUGACCCCCGGCGGCAGCGCAGCUCCCGGGGGGUAGCGGGGCGGGGGUGCACCCCCCCCUGCAGCCGCCCCUCGUCCCGGAGGGAAGGAGGGAGGCUCUCGCUCGCCCGCUGCCCCCGGGGAUGGGUCCCCGCCGGGACUAAGCGCCCCGCCGCCCGCCCCCCUGCCCGUCGCGGGCAAGCCGGCGAGCAGCCAUGGCAGCGGCCAUCGCCAGCGGUUUGAUCCGCCAGAAGCGGCAGGCGAGGGAGCAGCACUGGGACCGGCCCUCGGCCAGCAGGAGGCGGAACAGCCCCAGCAAGAACCGCGGGCUCUGCAACGGCAACCUGGUGGACAUUUUCUCCAAGGUCCGCAUCUUCGGGCUCAAGAAGCGGAGGUUGCGGCGCCAAGAUCCCCAGCUCAAGGGUAUAGUGACCAGGUUAUAUUGCAGGCAAGGCUACUACUUGCAAAUGCACCCCGAUGGAAGUCUCGAUGGAACCAAGGAUGACAGCAGUAAUUCUACAUUAUUCAACCUUAUACCAGUGGGACUUCGAGUUGUUGCUAUCCAGGGUGUAAAAACCGGGUUGUAUAUAGCCCUAAAUGGUGAAGGUUUCCUCUACACAUCAGAACUUUUUACACCGGAGUGCAAAUUCAAGGAGUCUGUUUUUGAAAAUUAUUAUGUAAUCUACUCGUCCAUGCUCUACAGGCAACAGGAGUCUGGAAGGGCCUGGUUCUUGGGGCUGAACAAGGAGGGGCAGGUCAUGAAAGGAAACAGAGUAAAGAAAACAAAACCAGCAGCUCAUUUUCUACCCAAGCCAUUGGAAGUUGCCAUGUAUCGAGAACCAUCUUUGCAUGAUAUUGGAGAAACAGUGCCAAAGGCUGGGGUAACUCCAAGUAAAAGCACAAGUGCAUCUGCAAUAAUGAAUGGCGGCAAACCAGUUAACAAGAGUAAGACGACAUAGCCAGAUCCUCACAGGUGUUGUGACUGACUGAGUCCCGAGUACAGUUGAGCAAUUUAUCCUUGCCGGACUUCCCCUCUGCAGUGUCUGUGGAUCAGCUCGCAGCAAGUACUUGCGCGUUGCUGUUUCUGAACUGAGUUGUCGCAAGCGGAUAAAUCUCAACAUGUAGCUCCCCCCACAACAAGAAGACACCUGGAUGAACCAGCUAAACUCAGACCAUGGAAUGCCCUACCAGAUAUUGGAAUGCCUUUUUAAUAUCUUUUCUGUGACUGUGACACUUCAUGUGAAUGACAUACUUCACAAGUACACUUGAUACCUUGCCUGCUGACAAUUACCCAUAAUCCCUUUUUGAGUCCAGUUUCAGCAAAAUCCAUGUGUUUAAGUUCUAUUUUGUAGCACACAAAUAAUCAAGUAAUUUCUAGGUAGAUGCUGUAAACCUGUGCUAUUAUGGAUUUCUCUUCUUCCCUUUUUUAUAAGGCUGCUCGCUCCACUGUCUGUGACCUUUUGCAGGGAUUGUGUUUCUCUAUAACUUAAGUGUUGCCAGUGGCUUAGUUUUGAAAGCAAUCAGGGAAUCAGGAAGCCUUCAAAAAUCUAUUAUUACAAAUUAUAUCUAUAAAGAAUAGGAUUGUUGUCUCUGGCUUACAAUGUUGAUCAAUGUGAAUACUCUUUAGUAACAGAUACUGUGCUUCUGAGAUUGGCAUUAUAGUGGAGGGAAGAGUGUCAAACACAACCAACAAGUUUUCUGAAACAUGUGUUUGGCAUCCCCCUAUAGUUUCUUUGUGUGUGUGUGUGUUUUAUACAUAUCACAGGCUUACUGGUAAUGGUAACAUUUGCCUUGCCCAGCGAGCAAGACCCACUUGUUUUUGGGAAAGUGGGUCCAAAGAAUUUUGUAGGCCUUGUAGGCCUGAAUUAAGGCUCAUUUUUCAUCUACUAAAUCUUCAUUGUUUGAAAAACAACCACCUCCAAUAAACAAAAGAAGUUAAAAUUAACCAGAAUUGCGCUACCUAAAUCCAUUUCAAAUAUAAUCCUUUCCUGUUUUUAAGGAACAGAACUUAAUGCCAUUGUUAUUUUUGGCUGAUUUCCACAUCUACUUAGCAAAGCAUGGGCAAGGAUGUUGUUGUGUUCUUUUUUGCAGCACCAAUGCAGAGGGUAGUUAAAAAAUAUAGUUUAAUAUUUCUGGUGUUUUAAAAUAAAAAAGUUUUAAAACUGGACAUAUUACAAAACUUUAUUUUUAUUUUUAGCUAAGCAUGCGAAGUCCAGUCCUAUGUAUCUCACUGAUAUUCCAGUACGUACCUCUACCCAGCUUCCUAGGAUAAUAUGCCCACCAAAUUGCUAGAUUGAAGGUGCCUUGCCUUGAUCUCUGUCUACUGUACUUUCUCCUACAUGAACCUAGAAGAAAUCAAAAACAUUACAAAAUUGAAGCCUUGGAACAUAUUGUGAGAAACACUAUCACCACUUUGAGUUUGUCACUUCUGAACAAUGAAACUGAUGUUAGGGGGAAAAACGAUUUAGACAAUACCACAGAGAUGCCACUGAAGUGUUACAUACUUAAGUCACAUGCUUUCAGAAACUAAGAAUGUGGAUCUCUGAUCUCUGUAUGCUUACUAAGGUAUUUGUUUCUCAGAAAGGGCAACAAGGACCAAACUGUACCUCAGUCUGGAAAACUGUGUGACAACACUCUCUUGGCCUCUUGCUGUUAUCUUGAUAUUUAAAGACAAAAAAAAAAAAAAAAAAAAAAAAAAG